Molecule: messenger RNA, 2906 nt
Organism: Dermatophagoides pteronyssinus (European house dust mite)
Lineage: Eukaryota; Metazoa; Arthropoda; Arachnida; Sarcoptiformes; Pyroglyphidae
Product: salivary peroxidase/catechol oxidase-like
Biological process (GO): response to oxidative stress
Molecular function (GO): peroxidase activity; heme binding
Source: RefSeq, a predicted model, not a curated record
CGACCACAAUCAUCAUCAUCAUCGACGACGACGACGACGAUAUCAUCAACAACAACAACAACGACAAAAUGCAUAAAAUUUCCAUCAUUUUUGAUUAUAUUGAUGGCCAUUGUGUUGCCAUCAACGACAUCGACAUUAACAUCACCAUUAUCAUUGCAAGAUUAUUUUCCUGAUACAGCCACAACAAAAAUUCCUAAUCGUCCAACACCAUUUUCACCGGAUUAUCAUCCUGAAUGUGACAUUAUUUUACCGGCUUCAUAUUCAUCAUCAUCAUCAUCAUCAAUGAAUAAUCGAAAACAAAAUCAUUUUAAUGAAAUUAUGGAAUUAUCCGCACCGGUUAUUAAUUUAGAUAUCAGUGGUGAUCAUCAAUCAUUGCCACCACCACCACCACCAUCAACACCGAUAUCAACAUCAUAUUAUUAUCCAGGUGAUACAAAUGAUGCAUUAUCAAAUGAUUUAUUGUCAAUGUCAAAUAAUGGUGGUGCAUUAGGUGGUUAUGGUGGUGCAUUAUCAUCAUUUCGUUCAUCAUCAGCAUCAUCAGAAUCAUAUCGUUCAUCAUCGGCAUCAACAAUCAAUCCAAUUUUACAAAAAUAUUUUGCCGAUAUAACUGGACAUCAUAUUCGUAAACGUUCAACUUAUAUGAUGACCGGAGCUGGUGGUAUUGGUCAUAUCUGUAUAAAUUAUGAUGAUAUCAAUCAGGCAAUACAUUUAGCAAAAAUAUCAUUAGGAAUGUAUCAAAUACCACAGGAAAAUAAUCAUUUAUCAUCCGAUUAUCCAAAACCUGAACAUGUUGCUACUGUAGGUGAACUUUUAGUAAAAGCUUCGGAAAUUCUUGCACAAUCAUUUGGUUUGAGUAAAGAAACAAUUGUUUAUGGUUUACCACGUAUCGAUACAACCAAUACUAUUAUCCGAGAGAUUUGUCCAUCCAUUAUGAAACCUGUUAAAUGUGAAAUAAGUAAAUAUCGUACAUUAAGUGGUAUGUGUAAUAAUCUGGAAUAUCCAAGCUGGGGUUCAACACGUUCAGCUAUGUUACGUUAUAUGCCACCUGAUUAUGCUGAUGGUUUAUCAGCACCAAGAGUUUCUAAAAAUGGUCAACCAUUACCACCACCACGUGUUGUAUCAUUUAUAUUACAUCAAGCUGAUGAAAAUGAUUAUGAUACUGAAGUAACCUAUUUGGUUAUUGCAUGGGGACAGAUGGUUGAUCAUGAUUUAACAUUUGCUUCAAUGCCAAAAGAUAAAAAUGAUCAAUCAAUAAAAUGUUGUAAAUAUUCGGAAGAUCAACGACAUCGUAAUUGUUAUCCAAUACAGAUGCCAAAUAAUGAUCCAUAUUAUAAAUUUUAUCCGAAAAAAUGUAUGGAUUUUGUCCGUUCAACAGCCGGUGUUAAACCAAAUUGUCCAUUAGGACCAAGACAUCAAAUAAAUGUUGUAUCAUCUUAUUUGGAUGCUGAUUGUAUUUAUGGUGGUGCUAUUUCAACAACCAAAAGAAUUCGUGAAUUUAAUGGUGGACGAUUAAAAUCAACUAAAGUUUAUAGACAAAUGGGUCUUAAAGAUUUAUUGCCAGCAAAAGUAAAAAAUCCGGAUCAAGGAUGUGAACGUAGUGGUCGAACGAAAAAUUCCUAUUGUUUUGAUACAGGUGAUACACGUUCAAAUGUACAAUUACAGCUUACUGUAUUACAUACAGUAUGGUUACGACAUCAUAAUCAAAUUGCUGAUGUUUUAAGUGAAAUUAAUCCACAAUGGUCGGAUGAAAAAUUAUUCCAAGAAACUAGACGUAUUGUUGCCGCUAUGAUACAACAUAUUACCUAUAAUGAAUUUUUACCGAUUGUUGUUGGUCGACAAACAUUAACAAAAUAUGGAUUGAAUUUACAAAAAUAUGGUUAUUAUCAUGGUUAUGAUCCAAAAACUAAUCCAGGUAUUCGUGUUGAAUUUCAAGCAGCUGCAUUUCGUUUUGGUCAUUCAAUCGUACCGGAUACUGUUGAUCGUUUUAAUAAAUUUCAUAAAAAAAUUGAUUCAGUUCGUCUUGCAUCGGUUUUACGUCAACCAUUUAGUCUUUAUCAUCCAGGUGUAUUGGAUUCAUUUAUAUUCGGCAUGAUUAAUCAACCUGCAUAUCGUGUUGAUGCAACAAUGGCCAAUGAAAUUACAAAUCAUUUAUUUCAAAAACCAGGUGAACAAUUUGGUUUGGAUUUAGCUGCUAUAAAUAUUUUACGUGGUCGUGAAAUGGGUGUACCUGGUUAUAAUUAUAUGCGUGAAUAUUGUGGAAUGAAACGUAUUAAACAUUUUAAUGAUCUUUAUGGUUUAGUACAUAAUGAAACUGUACAACGUUAUAUGCAAUUAUAUGAUCAUGUUGAUGAUAUUGAUUUUUGGUCAGCUGGUAUAGCGGAAUUUCCAUUGAUGGGUGCAAUGGUUGGACCAACAUUUGCUUGUAUUAUUGCCGAACAAUUUGCACAGCUACGUAAAGGUGAUCGUUAUUGGUAUGAAAAUGGUCAACUUGCAACAAAAUUUUCAAUGGAUCAAUUAUCCGAAAUACGUAAAACAAAAUUGGCCAGGAUUUUAUGUGAAGCAUCUGAUGAUAUGGAAACAAUACAGCUAUAUCCAUUGUUAGCUGCACAUCCAACAUCUAAUCCACGUGUUAAUUGUGCCGAUCUACCUGAAAUGGAUUUAACAUCAUGGCGUGAAUCAUCAUCAUCAUCAUCAUCAUCAGCAUAUAUGUCAUAUCCGGAUAAUAUUGGUGAUACGGCUGUGGGCGGUGGCGGUGGUGGUAUUAGCACAAUAAUCGAUGAAUAUAAAGCAAAAUCUAAAGCUAAAGCAAAAGCAUAAUGAUGAUGAUUAGAAAUUUCAAUCAAUCAAUCAAUUCAAACGUCAUCGUUUUUUUUUCUUCUGAGUGAGAUUGCCAUUCGUCUUUUUGU